GUACUCGUAAUUCGUAUUAUAUUAUCGGUUUGUCACCAUUAUCGAACAAUAACCUCUACCCGUAUUUUCUGUUAAAUAAUCUUAAAUCGGUAAAAUCGACGCCUGAUGAUAUCGUUCGACGUUCAGUACGAGUUUUGUCGUGGUUAACACCGUUUUAUUACUCAGGUUAAUUUUUUUUUGGUAAUUUAAUAUAAAAAUGCCAAAAGUAAAAUGUUCAACAGUGAGUCGACUACGUGCGUUUGUACAAGAAUUUGGACAUAAUAUUUUUUCUACCGACGGAUUGGUGUUAUUCUGUAAAAUAUGCAACGUAAAAGUUACUGCUGAAAAACGAUUUGCCGUACAACAACAUUUGUCAAGAGAUAAACACAUCAAUGGAGUAGAACGGAGUAAAUCACAAAACGAAAAAAAUAAUACACAAAGUUUUAUUACAGACGUACCAAACAGGUCGGAAUAUUUUUUAGAUUUAACUCGUACAUUUUUGUCAUGUAAUAUUCCGUUAAAUAAACUCGAAAAUCCUGCGUUUUCUAAAUUUUUGGAAAAAUAUACCAAUAAACAAACGCCUGAUCGCUCCACAUUACGAAAAAAUUACGUCAGUAUAUGUUACGAUGAAACGACGGACGCCAAUGGUCGUUAUAUUGCCAAUAUUAUGAUAGGUAUAUUAGAAGUAGGUAACAUAGGUAAAAUGUUUUUAUUAAAUUCAGAAGUAUUAGAAAAAACUAAUCACAGUGCAAUUGCCAAAGUUUUGGAUAAGUCUUUAUCAAUAUUAUGGUCACAAGGAAUAAUACACGAUAAUGUCCUUUUAUUUUUAAGUGACGCUGCUCCGUACAUGGUAAAAGCAGCCACAUCGAUUCAAACUUAUUAUUCGAAAAUGAUACAUGUUACAUGCUUGGCGCACGCCUUGCAUAGAGUUGCCGAAGAAAUAAGAAUACAUUUUCCAAAUGUUGACGAAUUGAUAAAUAACUACAAGAACUUACUGGCAGACAACAGAAUAUCAUUUUUAUUUGAAAAUCUGAAACAAGCUCUCGUGGUUCAGUGUAAAAGUUCAGAAUGUACAGAUUGAACGAAGUCCACGUCUAUGAGAUUAAGUCUAUGUGUAC
Messenger RNA from Sipha flava (yellow sugarcane aphid), 1097 nucleotides. RefSeq lists its product as uncharacterized. The record is from RefSeq and is a predicted model, not a curated record. Gene Ontology annotation, cellular component: nucleus. Gene Ontology annotation, molecular function: double-stranded DNA binding. Gene Ontology annotation, biological process: regulation of transcription by RNA polymerase II. NCBI's taxonomy places the organism in Eukaryota, Metazoa, Arthropoda, Insecta, Hemiptera, Aphididae. The transcript has 2 exons. The coding region runs from base 197 to 1060 and encodes 287 amino acids.